CGGAAGUUAGGGGCACGUGACCGGGUGACAGCGCUCUCUUGGCUGCGGGGCUCGCUUUAGGUGCUGCGGCACGGGAUGGCGGAGGCGCCUCCUGUCUCAGGUACUUUUAAAUUUAAUACAGAAGCUGCUGAAUUCAUUCCUCAGGAAAGAAAAAAUUCUGUUCUAAAUUGCGGCACUCAGAGAAGAUCAGACUCUAAUAAGAUUGGCAGAAGAAAUUACAGUUCAUCACCUCCCUGUCACAUUUCCAGGCAGAUUCCUUAUGAUGACAUCUCUGUUGUUCAUCAGCACAGUUAUCCUUCAGGAAGUAAACCUAAGAGUCAACAGACUUUUUUCCAGUCUUCUGCUUCUAAUAAAUCACUCAAGAACCAUAGUCUUCAGAAUCAGCCUUGGCAAAAAUUAAGGCAUGAAAAGCAUCAUAUCAGAGUCAAGAAAGUACAAGGGCUCACUGAUCAGAGCUCAGAUACAACUAGCUUAGAAAGUGUGUCCAAGUUAGAGAGUGGGACAAACCCCAGUGAGCAUAGCCCUUCUGAGAGUGAGAAGGAAGUUGUUGGUGCAGAUCCCAGGGGAGCAAAACCCAAAAAAUCAGCACAGUUUGUAUACAGUUAUGGUAGAGGAUCAAAAGUCAAGGGGAAACUAAAGUGUGAAUGGGGUAACAAAAUGACUCCAAAACCUGAGGAUGCCGGACCUGAAAAUAACAAAUCUGUGGGGGUUUUCCACCCUGACUCUUCGGAUGCAUCCUGUAGAAAAGGAGUACUGGAUGGAUAUGGAGCCAGACGAAAUGAGCAAAGAAGAUACCCACAGAAAAGGCCUCCCUGGGAAGUGGAAGGAGCCAGGCCCCGACCAGGCCGGAAUCCACCAAAACAGGAGGGCCAACGACAUACAAAUUCAGGACCCAGAAACAACAUGGCCCCCAUUCCAAAGGAUAAUCUCAAUGAAAGACCAACAAAAUCAGCCUGUGACAGUGGGAAUUUGGCAGUUGUCAACAAGUCUUCCAGAAGGGUUGACCAAGAGAAAAGUGCUAUAAGGAGACAAGAUCUUCAAGUGAUAUCUUCUUUCCCCCGAGGAAAACAGAGCCAUGUGCUAAAAAAUGUGGAAACACAUACAGGUUCUCUAAUUGAACAGCUGACUACAGAAAAAUAUGAGUGCAUGGUAUGCUGUGAAUUGGUUCGUGUCACAGCCCCAGUGUGGAGUUGUCAGAGCUGUUACCACGUGUUUCAUCUGAACUGCAUAAAGAAAUGGGCAAGGUCUCCAGCAUCGCAAGCGGAUGGCCAGAGUGGUUGGAGGUGCCCUGCCUGUCAGAAUGUGUCUGCACAUGUUCCUAAUACCUAUACUUGCUUCUGUGGCAAAGUAAAGAAUCCUGAAUGGAGCAGAAAUGAAAUUCCACAUAGUUGUGGUGAGGUUUGUAGGAAGAAACAGCCUGGCCAGGACUGCCCACAUUCCUGUAACCUUCUCUGUCAUCCUGGUCCCUGCCCACCCUGUCCUGCUUUUAUGACUAAAACAUGUGAAUGUGGACGCACCAGGCACACAGUUCGCUGUGGUCAGGCUGUCUCAGUCCACUGUUCUAACCCAUGUGAGAAUAUUUUGAACUGUGGUCAGCACCACUGUGCUGAGUUGUGCCAUGGAGGUCAAUGCCAGCCUUGCCGGAUCAUACUGAACCAGGUAUGCUACUGUGGCAACACCUCCCGAGACGUGUUAUGUGGAACAGACAUAGGAAAAUCUGAUGGAUUUGGGGACUUUGCCUGUUUAAAGAUAUGUGGCAAGGACUUGAAAUGUGGGAGUCAUACGUGUUCUCAAGUGUGCCAUCCUCAACCUUGCCAGCCUUGCCCACGGCUCCCCCAUCUGGUGCGCUGUUGCCCUUGUGGCCAAACUCCUCUCAGCCAAUUACUAGAACUCGGAAGUAGCAGCCGAAAAACAUGCAUGGAUCCUGUCCCUUCAUGUGGAAAAGUGUGUGGCAAACCUCUCCCUUGUGGUUCCUCAGAUUUCAUUCAUACCUGUGAAAAGCUCUGCCAUGAAGGAGACUGUGGACCAUGCUCUCGCACAUCUGUUAUUUCCUGCCGAUGCUCUUUCAGAACAAAGGAGCUUCCAUGUACCAGUCUCAAAAGUGAAGAUGCUACAUUUAUGUGUGACAAGCGGUGUAACAAGAAACGAUUGUGUGGACGGCAUAAAUGUAACGAGAUAUGCUGUGUGGAUAAGGAGCACAAGUGUCCUUUGAUUUGUGGGAGGAAACUUCGUUGUGGCCUUCAUAGGUGCGAAGAACCUUGUCAUCGAGGGAACUGUCAGACAUGCUGGCAAGCCAGUUUUGAUGAAUUAACCUGCCACUGUGGUGCAUCAGUGAUCUAUCCUCCAGUUCCUUGUGGUACUAGGCCUCCUGAGUGUACCCAGACCUGUGCCAGAGUCCACGAAUGUGACCAUCCAGUAUACCAUUCUUGUCAUAGUGAGGAGAAAUGUCCCCCUUGUACUUUCCUAACUCAGAAGUGGUGCAUGGGCAAACAUGAGUUACGAAGCAACAUCCCCUGUCAUCUGGUUGAUAUCUCUUGCGGAUUACCCUGCAGUGCUACGCUACCAUGUGGGAUGCACAAGUGUCAGAGACUCUGUCACAAAGGAGAAUGUCUUGUGGAGGAGGCCUGCAAACAGCCCUGCACCAUCCCCAGAGCUGACUGUGGCCACCCAUGUAUGGCAUCAUGCCACCCUAGCUCACCCUGCCCAGUGACUGCUUGCAAAGCCAAGGUAGAGCUACAGUGUGAAUGUGGACGAAGAAAAGAGAUGGUGAUUUGCUCUGAAGCAUCCAGUACCUAUCAAAGAAUAGCUGCUAUUUCUAUGGCCUCUAAAAUAACAGACAUGCAGCUUGGAGAUUCAGUGGAGAUCAGCAAGUUAAUUACCAAGAAGGAAAUUCAACAAGCCAGGCUGGAGUGUGAUGAGGAGUGUUCAGCCUUGGAAAGGAAAAAGAGGUUAGCAGAGGCAUUUGAUAUCAGUGAUGAUUCUGAUCCUUUCAAUAUACGUUCUUCAGGAUCAAAAUUCAGUGAUAGUUUGAAAGAUGAUGCCAGGAAGGACUUAAAGUUUGUCAGUGAUGUUGAGAAGGAAAUGGAAACCCUUGUGGAGGCCGUGAAUAAGGGAAAGAAUAGUAAGAAAAGCCACAGCUUCCCUCCCAUGAACAGAGACCACCGCCGAAUCAUCCAUGACUUGGCCCAAGUGUAUGGUCUGGAGAGUGUGAGCUAUGACAGUGAACCAAAGCGCAACGUUGUAGUCACUGCCAUCAGAGGGAAGUCCAUUUGUCCACCUACCACGCUGACAGGUGUGCUUGAAAGGGAAAUGCAGACCCGACCUCCACCACCAAUUCCUCAUCACAGACAGCAGACAGACAAGAAUUCUGGGAGCAGUAAUUUACAGAAGAUAGCCAAGGAGCCAGUAAUUGACUACUUUGAUGUCCAGGACUGAGAUCAAGAUGCACUUAGAUAAAAGAAUAAUUAGAUGUAGUGGAGACUUAUUUGCCAGCAGAUAAAUCAUGCUCGUCCUCACUGCCUGGCAGAUCACAGCCUCAUGCGCUGUCUUGUACUGAUACAUCCAAGCAUGAGUGUUUCAGAAAUCCCCUUGUCUAUUCCUACAUGUAUAAAGUGUUUCACUAUGGCCAGAUCUCUGAUUGUAUGGUCACUAGGUUUUCAGUGAUAUGUUUAAAGAGCCUCCUCACAUCAUCACUGUGAUUGUUCUGAGGGUUGGGGAAAUAUUGGGUUUUAUUUGAACAAAUCAGAAUUUUUGCCCAAAACUGGCUUCAUGGCACUUAGUUGUAGUUUCAGUUGUCCCAGUUGUUCCUACUCCUGAAAAAUGCUUGCAACCUCAGAUGGAUCUCUGAAAAUUCUCAGCCUGAAAUACCAAACACUAAAUUGAUACACCAAAUCUGAAAUCACACGUGUCAUCUUAAACCUAACCAUCUUACCUAAGUCUUACCUUAUUUUGCCAAAAGCUGUCAUGGGCCUGUCUAGGUGAACUUCUUUUUGGUGUUUCCUAGUGCUGUCAGUUCUAGACCUAGGAGAGAGGUUACUUUACAGAAUUCCAUUUUCUCAAGUUCCUACACUUCUUACACCACAUCACUGAGCCCGUCCAAUGACAGUUUAGCCAUCUCUCCCAUAAUAGAGGGCAUAGAACAAGCUUUUCCUUCUGCCAGUUUUAUACUGUGACCUCUAUGAACUGACCAGUGUAAUCCUAACUCCUCUCUGGUUGAUAAAGAGUCUCACAUAGACAACUGUCCGGCAUUGCUUUUUCCUAGGCUUUCAACAACCAUGUUGACUUUCUCUGUCUCUGAGCUCUGGACCUCUGAAUAGUCAAGUAUGUGGAUAGUCCAGAGCUUAUGUCCAGAAGCCCACUAGAGGCAUUCUUCAGGCUCCUUUAAAGCAGGUGUAUCAACAGUUAAUUUGACCCCCUUUGUAUUGGUAACCCUCCAGCCUGGAGACCAGAUUUCCAGGAACUUCCUUCUGCUUCAGAACAAGCCUUGUGCCCCAGAGCAGCAGAAUGAAACUUGAGAUGUGGAAUUCCAAUUCCAGGCAUUUUUGUAAGAAGAGCAGGGCCAUCCUUCAGUCUUUGCCCAAACUGCUUUGAAAGACAGGUACAGCAAUGGGAACAGACAACUGGGAAAAAAUGACAGAAAACAACAAAACUUCCUCUCUCUGAGCCCAUUUAGCAUAUAGUCUGUGGCCCUACACACAACAGAAAGCCCAUGAGCAUCUGUUAGGCUUUUCAAGCAGUGGAUUAAGUAGUUGAACUCUGUGAAGGCAUCUCAGAAUCAGCAGGAGGCAGGAGUCUAACUUCAGAUUCUAGCUGUGCCACAUAACUUGCCACUUAAUGGAGUGAAAGUUUUACCUACCUCAUCAGGGUUGUUAUGAGGAUUAAAUGAAUAGCAGAUGUGGAUGUGCCUGAUCCAUCGGAGGUACUCAGAGUUCAUGCAAGUGAUAUUUGGUAUCUGGAAAAAUAGGUAAGCAGCUCUCCAUAGCACUAGCCAAAUAAGGGAUGAAAUGCCUAUCAGGCUGCUCCUUGUGAAUGGCUGCAUGCAUGCCUGCCAGAUGCCAGUUGUGUACUAGGACUACGAGAGGCAGAUGUGCCGGGGCUUGAGGAAGAGUUGUCCAAAUUGGGGUGAGACUGGAGAGAGGUAGAUGUAGGUCAGCUAAAGAGAACCACUGAUGAACCUAGGUAGAACAGCAGGGCCAAAUUCCUAAUCUAGAGCAAGAGUCAGCAAAUGUUUUCUUUAAGCAACCAGAGUAAGACUUUGUGAGACUUCCAGUUUUUGUUACAACUAAACAACUCUGCCAUUGUGUGAACACAGCCAUAGAUAGUACGUAAUCUCACCUUACUUAUGGACCCUGAAAUAAGAAUCACAUGUACCUUUUACAUGUUACAAAAUAUUCUUUUGACUUUUUUCCAGCCAUUUAAAAGUUGUAGGGCAGGGGAUAUAGCAUGAGACCUUGACUUCCAUCCAUGCCCUGGCGGGUGGGCAGGGGAAAAGUAAGAGUAUUUGGGGUUAGGAUGUAGCUCAAUAGAAAAACACUUGCCUAGCAUGCAUAAGGUCCUGGGUUCAGUCCCUAUCACCACAAAGAAGAUUUUAAAAUUGUGAAAACCAUUCUUAACUCAUGGGUUGUGCAAAAACAAGCAGA
Messenger RNA from Sciurus carolinensis (gray squirrel), 5639 nucleotides. It is a transcript of the gene Nfx1, whose product is annotated as nuclear transcription factor, X-box binding 1. The transcript is spliced from 24 exons. Bases 76 to 3435 code for a protein of 1119 amino acids. NCBI's taxonomy places the organism in Eukaryota, Metazoa, Chordata, Mammalia, Rodentia, Sciuridae. Gene Ontology annotation, molecular function: RNA polymerase II transcription regulatory region sequence-specific DNA binding; zinc ion binding; DNA-binding transcription factor activity, RNA polymerase II-specific. Gene Ontology annotation, biological process: negative regulation of transcription by RNA polymerase II. Gene Ontology annotation, cellular component: nucleus. The record is from RefSeq and is a predicted model, not a curated record.